UGGUCCCCGGCCGGUCUCAGUUUUCAAUUGGUUCCCAUCCGAUUCGGUCACUAAAAUUCUGUUAAUUCAGUACUGUUUCGUAUUUAUUUUAUUUGGAAAAAUUUAGGUGUCAAUGAAAAGAUCUCAGAGAAAAUUCGCGAUUACGGACAAGUUUUUGCCAAGGCUUUGUAAAAACCUGUGCACUAGAAAAGGCAGCCGUCGGGCUAACACCGGAAACCGCUUGGAACACGCGGUUCUCACCCACAUUCAGCACGUGCCGUAGAUUCGUCACCAGCUCCCCUCCAUCACUCAUCACCAUCAUCCCCCAAGCCCCAGUUAACACCAUGGCCCGCGGUGAUGAAAUCAAGACAGCCACCAAGGCUACUUAUGCCUGCAAGCAAUUCGACGUCUCUGCUCCUAUGAAAAAACCAGCACCAUUGCAAUCAAACAACCAGCCACCCAAAAAGCCGGAGCAGAAGAACUACGGCGCCUGGGGCUCCACCUUCAAAGACAAAAAAACAUUCCUGGACAUGCACUUCUGUUGAUUCACCACCAUCGCCACCAUCGCCACUCAUCAUCGAAACGUCACCAACACAAACUUUAACGGAUGGAUCCCAUUUAUUCCAUGGAAAUACGUAGUCGAGACAGUGGAUUUAGAUUUUUUCCGCUGACUUCAAAAUCGCGACAAUUUUUCUAAUUGGCAUAAAUUGGUUUAGUUUCUAGUGAAAGUUAUUGAGUAAUUAAAUUGAGUAUUUGUUAAUUUCUAUCGCUCGGAUAUCCUGAUUUGUCAGAUAGUGAUAUUUUAUAUUGCUUUGUAAUAUUUUCAUUCGUAUUAUGUUUAUUGUUUAUUCGGUUUCAAUACAAAUUACUUUAUCCUAAAACACUUUAAACUGAUCUCUGUCUUAUUUUUGUUACAUUUCUAAAUCUAGCUAGAAUAAAUAAUGAGAUUAUUGAAGUCACUAAAUUUCUAGUCCAAAUGCAAAGUUUUAGUCGCCCUGUUAAAGUUAAACAAAAGUGGGCUCCAUCCAAUUUGAUUAGCCAAAAAUUGAUUAGGAACCAAAUGUAUUAUUAAAUAAAUAACUAAUUUUGAAAUUGUUUGUGUCGUUUCAGCUUAUUUUUUGUAUUUCUACGGUUUAGGGUCUCUCGCGUACUAACAACCAUACAUGUGUCAUUAUAAUUAAACUCUCAUCAUCUACAGUAGUUUUAAUGUUACUGUAAGUUGUAACUUUUGUGUUACAAUUUACAACCUGUUAAAUUAAAAAAAUAUAUUAGGACUGAGACUAAAAUGUUGAUUGGUAGCAAGUGAAUAAAAACGAUAAAAUUUAA
Molecule: messenger RNA, 1305 nt
Organism: Maniola jurtina (meadow brown)
Lineage: Eukaryota; Metazoa; Arthropoda; Insecta; Lepidoptera; Nymphalidae
Exons: 3
Coding region: 324-524 (66 amino acids)
Source: RefSeq, a predicted model, not a curated record